GUGGCUGCCUCCGACGCUCCGGUGGCUGCUCUUCGCUGCGGAACUCUGCGCGUGGACCGGUGUCGGCCUGGGCGGGGCCAGGGUUCCGUCUGAGCGGCAGAAUGGAGAUAAUCCGGAGCAGUGCGUGUCCGCCGCGUACCCCCCUUGUCUCCAAGCCGACCCAGCGUGCUAGGCCUAGACCUCGUGUGCUUCGCGGGGCCCCGGGCCAAAUUUUAAGAUUAAUCUUCACAAAGUGUACCAGGCCAUAGAGGAGGCUGACUUCUUCGCCAUCGAUGGGGAGUUUUCAGGAAUCAGCGAUGGACCCUCAGUCACUGCAUUGACAAGUGGUUUUGACACCCCAGAAGAGAGAUAUCAGAAGCUUAAAAAGCAUUCUAUGGACUUCUUACUGUUUCAGUUUGGCCUUUGCACUUUUAAGUAUGACCACAUAGAUUCCAAGCACAUAACGAAGUCAUUUAACUUCUAUGUUUUCCCCAAGCCUUUCAGUAGGUCCUCACCAGAUGUCAAGUUUGUUUGCCAGAGUUCCAGCAUUGACUUCCUAGCGAGCCAAGGAUUUGACUUUAAUAAAGUGUUUUGCAGUGGAAUUCCAUAUCUGAAUCAAGAAGAAGAAAGACAGCUGAGAGAGCAAUUGGAUGAAAAACGUGCUCAGGCCAAUGGGGCAGGAGCUCCGACAAAAUGUCCUGUGACAAUUCCUGAGGAUCAGAGGAAAUUUAUUGACCAAGUAAUAGAGAAGAUAGAGGACUUCCUACAAAAUGAAGAGAAGAGCUUGGAUCUAGAACCAUGUACUGGGUUCCAAAGAAAACUUAUUUAUCAGACUUUGAGUUGGAAGUAUCCCAAAGGCAUUCAUGUUGAGACACUAGAGACUGAAAAGAAGGAGAGACACAUAGUUAUCAGCAAAGUGGAUGAGGAAGAACGCAAGAGAAGGGAGCAGGAGAAGUAUGCAAAGGAGCAGGAGGAACUGAAUGAUGCUGUGGGAUUUUCAAGAGUCAUCCAUGCCAUUGCUAAUUCGGGGAAGCUGGUCGUUGGACACAAUAUGCUCUUGGAUGUCAUGCAUACAAUUCACCAGUUCUACUGCCCUCUGCCUGCAGAUCUGAACGAGUUUAAGGAGAUGACAACAUGUGUCUUCCCCAGACUUUUGGAUACUAAGUUGAUGGCCAGCACACAGCCUUUUAAGGAUAUCAUUAACAACACAUCCCUUGCUGAGUUGGAAAAGCGGUUAAAAGAGACACCCUUUGACCCUCCUAAAGUUGAAAGUGCAGAAGGCUUUCCAAGCUAUGACACAGCUUCUGAGCAGCUCCACGAGGCAGGGUAUGACGCUUACAUCACAGGACUCUGCUUCCUCUCCAUGGCAAAUUACCUAGGUUCUUUACUCGGUCCUCCAAAAGUGUGUGUAUCCACCAGAUCAAAACUCAUUGAACCCUUUUUUAACAAGUUAUUUCUUAUGCGGGUCAUGGACAUUCCCUAUCUGAACUUGGAAGGGCCAGACUUGCAGCCUAAACGUGAUCAUGUUCUCCACGUGACAUUCCCCAAAGAGUGGAAAACCAGCGACCUUUACCAGCUCUUCAGCGCCUUUGGUAACAUUCAGAUAUCCUGGAUUGAUGACACGUCAGCCUUCGUUUCUCUCAGCCAGCCCGAACAAGUACAAAUUGCUGUUAACACCAGCAAGUAUGCUGAAAGUUAUCGGAUCCAGACCUAUGCUGAGUAUGUGGGAAGAAAGCGAGAAGACAAGCAGGUCAAGAGGAAGUGGACAGAAGACAGCUGGAAGGAGGUGGACAGAAAGCAGCCCAACAUGCCAGGCCCCCGUUCCCACACCAACAGCUUCACAGCAACUGGCAUGAUUGGAAAGAGAAAUCUGAGUCCUGACCCAGGGGAAUCUGGCUCGGAAGACAGAGAAUUAGAGGGGAUCUCUGACUCUGAGCUUGAACAGAUAGAUUCCUGUGCAGACCCCCUCCCAGAGGGACGGAAAAAGGCCAAGAAGUUAAAAAGAAUGAAGAAAGAGCUUUCCUUGGCAGGAACCGUCGCAGAUGGCCCUGCCGUGCUUUUUGAAGUCCCUGACACGUGGUAACAGAGACCAGGGUGGAGCACCCUGAGCAUGCUGCUGCUGAGAGAGAGCUAGCCCAGCCUGUUUGGAAGCCAUACUGUAUUCACUUAAUCAAAUGAGGCAUGGGAGGGCUUUGGAACCAAGUUUGUCUCCUGCAAAAGCUACUUUUCCCUUUUUUGGCUGUCUCUAUUUUCCCUUUUCAUCUAAACUGACGGUUGGCGUACAUCAUAGUUGAGGGCUGUUGCAGGUGUGUGUGUGUUAUUAACUAAUUACUUCCUGCUCCUGGAAAACCUCUCCUGCCCUCAUGAGUGGUGGCAAGUCCACCCAGGGAGGAAGUCCGCUGUGAACCGUGCCGGGUGAGCCAGCCUCCAGGGUGUGCUGGACACAUUUGUGCUGAGCUCGGCCCUGCUUGCAGAUGUGCUGGGACACCCUCCAUUCAGCCUGUGGUGUCCUCACAGGUCACGGUCACUGCCUGCUUCCCACCAUCACUGCCUAGGAACAGCACUCAGGCUUGUCUUUUCAGUGGAGAUCUUCCUGUGCUGACCCAGGGUCAUCUCAGCAGAUACCUGGGCUUUGAGAGCACGUUAUUUCAAGUUCCUUUCCCUCAGAGUCUCGCAUGGAUGGUAUGAGAGUGAGAAGCUGGAUUUUCUGUUCCUGUGCACAGUGCCAGAUUCAUGGUGUGUGUGUGUGUGUGUGUGUGUGUGUGUGUGUGUGUGUGUGUGUGUGUGAGAGAGAGAGAGAGAGAGAGAGAGAGAGAGAGACAGAGAGAGAGAGAGAGACAGAGAGAGACAGAGAGAGAGACAGAGAGAGACAGAGAGAGAGAGAGAGACCGUGGCAGAACUGCAGCAUGCUCAAGCCUUCACUCAGACAGGUUCCACAGUGGCAAAGCACCAUGCGCUCCUGCAGGACACUCCACAGCAGACACUUCUGGAUAUGUCAUGCUUUUGUAUCAUGAAAAUAAAAGUGAAAAAUGAAUUUCAACAAGAUGGAAUUAAAGAAAAUUUCAUAGAAA
This is a messenger RNA of Peromyscus maniculatus bairdii (prairie deer mouse), 3050 nucleotides long. It is a transcript of the gene Parn, whose product is annotated as poly(A)-specific ribonuclease. Gene Ontology annotation, molecular function: poly(A)-specific ribonuclease activity; metal ion binding; RNA binding. Gene Ontology annotation, cellular component: cytoplasm; nucleus. Gene Ontology annotation, biological process: nuclear-transcribed mRNA poly(A) tail shortening; siRNA 3'-end processing; priRNA 3'-end processing. NCBI's taxonomy places the organism in Eukaryota, Metazoa, Chordata, Mammalia, Rodentia, Cricetidae. The record is from RefSeq and is a predicted model, not a curated record.